This is a messenger RNA of Sphenostylis stenocarpa, 504 nucleotides long. The record is from the annotation of a GenBank genome assembly. NCBI's taxonomy places the organism in Eukaryota, Viridiplantae, Streptophyta, Magnoliopsida, Fabales, Fabaceae.
AUGAAGUUGUUGCUAUCAAGGAAUAUGCCUUUCAACAUGGAGAGGUUGACGAGGGAAGGCAAUGCGUUGGAGAGGAAGUUACCCUGGCGGGAGAGCGAGGUGAGUUGGGAGAGGGAAUUUAGAUUCAGUGGUAGCGUUUCGGUGUUUGAGAGCGAUGAAGUUGGAGGGGUCGAGAUUGGGACCGGAGAUGGUGUUCUCGAGCUUGGUGAAGGGGAGGAUGGUGAGGACCUUAUCGUCGGCGGUGAUGCGGGUGGCGAGGCGGAAUACUACAAUCUUCUUCUCAUUAAAUUUGCCUUACGGGACUUCAACUUCAAUCUUGUUGCAUGCGACUUCAACCUCUAUUCAUCGUUUUUCUCUCAAAUCUUUUUUGUUUUUGUGAUUUCAACCACUCACAAGGAAGGCUACGAGAGAAAGGUCACGACGAUUGAUGGAUUGAUUGGACUCUGGGAGAGCAGCACAGGCAUCAAGUUGCAGAAGCAGAGAGACAGGUAUCAAUUAUCAUAA